Aethina tumida (small hive beetle) is the source of this 839-nucleotide messenger RNA. RefSeq names its product translation initiation factor IF-2. The record is from RefSeq and is a predicted model, not a curated record. The coding region runs from base 89 to 631 and encodes 180 amino acids. NCBI's taxonomy places the organism in Eukaryota, Metazoa, Arthropoda, Insecta, Coleoptera, Nitidulidae. The transcript is spliced from 3 exons. Gene Ontology annotation, molecular function: structural constituent of cuticle.
CAAAUCGGGUGGAUAGGGUGUGGUGUAACUAUAUAUAUAACUCAUUUUGAGCCUCUGUCAUUGUUGAUCGUAAUUUCAAUUAAACAACAUGUUUGUAAAACUGGCCGUAUUAUCUUGUGCAGUGGCGAUGGCGAGUGCCGUAUGGAACGGACCGUUGGCGGGUGGAGUACCAGCCCACCAGUUUCCUGCCGGUGUAAGCCCCCAGGCUUGUCCGAACUUCCCCAACUGUGCCAACCCCGCGGUUGCCGCCCAACCCAAUUCCCCCGCUCCAAACCAAUGGAACGCCGCCCCACAACCUUGGAACGGCGGCCAACAAAGCUGGAACGGCGGUCAACAAGGACAAUGGAAUGCCGGUGCCUACAAUCCUGCCCCAGUCCCUCAAUACAAUAACGGACAGGCCGGAUUGAGCCCACUUGAUAGAGGUGAAUACACUGGGGAUGGUGACUACCGCGGCGAAGGACUCGCUGAAUCUGGUGCUUAUGGACCUCACUCAAGUUGGAACAACAACAACAACAACAACCAGGGCUACAAUCCUGGAGCUUACAAUCCACAGGCUCCACCAGCAGGACUUGGUCAAAUUCCAGCAGGAGUUAACCCACAAUCUUGCCCCAACUAUCCAUUCUGCCACUAAAUGGCCAUCAGAAAAUCAACAAAUAAAUAAAAAAAAGUAUACAAGUCAGACGCCAGCUGACAACAUGUUGUUUGUAACCUAUAAGUGAAAGUAUAUUUGGAUUAGAGCAGUUCAAUUUUUAAGAUGCUCAAUAAAAGCUGUGUUCACAUUGUAUCUUGUUAACUAGAUGUAAAUUUAAAUCUAUUUAAAAAUAAAUUUUGUAAAAUGA